UGCCUGCCCGGCAGGCACCUCCAGGUUUUGGAUCCCACCAGAUGAUCUGCCUUCAGUUUCACACUCUUCGGAUCAGCUUACAACACUCCUGUGUUAGUCCAAGUUCUUCAGAAAGUUUGUAAGGCAACUUUGGUUAAAGAUGACUUCAUUGAUCGCUCAAGAAAUUCGCCUUUCUAAAAGACAUGAAGAAAUAAUAUCACAAAGACUAAUGUUACUUCAACAAAUGCAGAAUAAACUUGAAGGUCAAAACAAAGAAAAGGUAUCUCAGAUUCAAGCAGCUGAGGUUGCUUUUGAGAGGAAUCAUAGUCUUUUAAAGGAUAUAGAAGCAGCAGAAAGGUCUCUAAAAACCAGGAUUCACCCUCUUCUACCACCUGAGGUAGUUUCUCUUGAGACUCUUUACUGGGCAUCAGUAGAAGAAUGUAUUCCCAAAUGGGAACAGUUUCUUUUAGGAAAAUCACCAUAUCCCAUUGUUGCCGUAAAUCAAAAUGAGGCCGAAAAUCAAAAUGAGACUGAAAGUGCCGUUCAAAAGGAAGCACAGCGAUAACUUCUUCACAUGCUAUUGCAAAAAAAAAAAGAGAAAAAAAAACUCUGGUAAAGAUGAAUGCUAAAAAAUAUGCAGGUCCCUUCAGGAACUUUAGGAAUUGUCUAUAUUCAUUUUUGUCCUGUUGCCUCAAUGACAAUAGACACAUAUAGGCAAUCUU
Molecule: messenger RNA, 701 nt
Organism: Erinaceus europaeus (western European hedgehog)
Lineage: Eukaryota; Metazoa; Chordata; Mammalia; Eulipotyphla; Erinaceidae
Product: centrosomal protein 15 kDa-like
Exons: 1
Coding region: 140-544 (134 amino acids)
Source: RefSeq, a predicted model, not a curated record